Protopolystoma xenopodis is the source of this 303-nucleotide messenger RNA. Lineage: Eukaryota; Metazoa; Platyhelminthes; Monogenea; Polystomatidea; Polystomatidae. The record is from the annotation of a GenBank genome assembly.
AUGCUCUGCUGCGAAGGACGAAAGCCUAGCACCUUUUCACGCAACACUUUUACUCGAAAUGGAAGUAAACUAAACAAUUAUGAAACAAGAGAUUCCUCAAAACACAACUUUUCUUCGCAUAGCCUGAAUUUGUCCGAAUCAACUGCAGCCACGUUUCUGGGCACCGGCACCGAAAGAGAGGUCUCGUGGACCGAGUCGCUGGUCAGUCCAAAGCAGCAGACCAAGACGCCUGAGCCACCCGCCUCCAAAUCGUCUUGUCAUGAGCCCGGUCGACACGAAUCGUUUCAUCAUAUAUUUUCAUAG